Messenger RNA from Rhineura floridana, 1724 nucleotides. It is a transcript of the gene GPR137, whose product is annotated as G protein-coupled receptor 137. NCBI's taxonomy places the organism in Eukaryota, Metazoa, Chordata, Lepidosauria, Squamata, Rhineuridae. Gene Ontology annotation, cellular component: lysosomal membrane. Gene Ontology annotation, biological process: regulation of autophagy; negative regulation of bone resorption; negative regulation of osteoclast differentiation. Bases 456 to 1637 code for a protein of 393 amino acids. The transcript is spliced from 8 exons. The record is from RefSeq and is a predicted model, not a curated record.
CUCACUUUGCGCAGCUCGGAGCUGCCGGGAAGGAAUGCCCUGGGGCUCCUUUAGGCCUGGGGUCCCUCUUCCGCCAAAUUUGGGGAGAAGGCAGCAAAAGGGGAAGGGAGAAGCCUCCAUUUGACACACCAGGAAUCGGACUGGGUGCUCGUCUCCAUGCCUUCUUAGUAGAGAAGGGUGGGUGGGCACCAGCUGCCGUUCGCUGUCUCUUCCCCUCUUCCUCACUUUCCAUGGAACUUCCAAACCACCCGUGAUUCAUCUGCUUGAGGGGUUGGCCUGCCGGACAACCCCGAAGAAUGUAACCCACCCCCUAACCCGUUGAUGGCAGAGUGGGGGGCAGCUCCUCCAUCUGAGAGAGUGGGGUGGCAGUGAUGGUCCCCUGGCUGCCUGCCUCCUGGAAAUGACUCCUGCCUAACUGCAUCGGUGAGGGGGGCACCCUCUCGCCAACGUUCAAGAUGGAGAAGGCCUUCGGCAACCUCAGCUCGGUCGUCCCCGCUUCGCGCCUCACCCCGGCCUUCCCGCUGGCCGUCAAGGUGGGGCUGACGGCACUGUACACGGCCUUGUAUGCCUUACUUUUCCUGUCGGUCUACGCCCAGCUCUGGUUGGUCCUCUUCUACCGCCACAAGAAAUUCAGCUACCAGACCGUAUUCCUCUUCCUCUGCCUCUUCUGGGCUGCUCUGCGCACCACCCUUUUCUCCUUCUACUUCAGGAACACCCUCAAGGCCAACCACUUGAGCCCCUUCUUCUUCUGGCUUCUCUACUGCUUCCCUGUCUGCCUGCAGUUCUUCACCUUGACCCUCAUGAACCUGUACUUUGCCCAGGUGGUUUUCAAGGCCAAAGCGAAAUACCGCCCUGAGAUGACCAAAGGCCUGUUGGCAGUGCGAGGGGCGUGCCUGGGCGCCAGCAUCCUCUUCCUGGCGGUGAAUGUGGCGUGUGCCGUGCUGGUGCGGGCACGCCGUGCGGAGCCUUGGGCAGUGGUCCUGGCGCGGGUUCUCAUCAGCGACUCGCUCUUCGUGCUCGGGGCUGUCUCUCUGGCGCUUUGCCUUUGCCUCGUUGCCCGUGGCUCUCCUUCCACCCGUGUCUACCUGGAAGCCAAGGGCACCACGCUGUGCCAAACAGCCUCCAUGGGUGGCGUCAUCGUCUUGCUCUACGCCAGCCGGGCUUGCUACAACCUGGCUGCCUUGGCACUGUCCUCCCGCACUCGUCUCGACUCUUUCGAUUACGACUGGUACAACGUAUCUGACCAGGCAGAUCUGAUCACAGACCUGGGAGAUCAAGGCUACAUCGUCUUCGGCCUCAUUCUCUUCAUUUGGGAACUGCUGCCCACGACGCUGCUAGUCGGCUUCUUCCGGGUACACCGGCCAGCUCAGGAUAUGAGCGCCAGCCGUGUCUUCAACCGGCAGCUCGGAGUCUCCCGUUCCUAUUUCUUUGACCACCCCGGGCAGCGUGAUAGCGACGGACUGACAAGCAGCUUGACGGGACGCCUGAGCGGCGGCGGGAGCUGGUAUGGCUCGAUCAACCGCAGUGGGGAGCAGGACUGGUUUGGAGGGCCCCCUCCCACGGCCCCCCUUCUGUUCUCGCAGGCCACUGUUUCCGGCAGCCAUCACCACAGCCUGUAUUCCACCCCACAGAACUGAGAAGAGUGGGAAGGUUUUGCAGGGCGGGCGGACGGGUGGCCAGGGCAAAAUUGGGAGUGGAAACCCGGGAAUGUCUACUGGUGCAGG